This is a messenger RNA of Neoarius graeffei (lesser salmon catfish), 3560 nucleotides long. RefSeq names its product synaptotagmin-like protein 1. Gene Ontology annotation, biological process: intracellular protein transport; exocytosis. Lineage: Eukaryota; Metazoa; Chordata; Actinopteri; Siluriformes; Ariidae. The record is from RefSeq and is a predicted model, not a curated record. Gene Ontology annotation, molecular function: small GTPase binding; neurexin family protein binding. The transcript is spliced from 15 exons. Gene Ontology annotation, cellular component: exocytic vesicle; plasma membrane. The coding region runs from base 110 to 3088 and encodes 992 amino acids.
AACACACCAACACUUCUCCCUGGCUAAGUUUAACACUCUGAGAAGCACUACGAGGAACAGCUGAACACAUCUACUUGCAGUUUUGUGCUCCACAAAGAUCUGUUUCAAGAUGACAGCGUCUAGAGACGCCACCAUAUUUAUUGACCUGAGCUUUCUUUCUCCAGAGGAGGAAGAGGUUAUUCACAAAGUGCUUCUCAGAGAUGAGGAUUUGAAAAAGCAUGAGAUUGGGCGUGUAAGGAAGCUGAGGGAGUCGAUUCCAGACCCGAAGCAGCUGAAGGUAUUAUCUGGUGAAUGGUUCGAGGAUCUGAAGUCGAAGCGGUAUGGCCGCCAGCCGCACAUCUCCGCCGUAGUCCGCUCCUCUAUGAGAUGGAAGAAAUCAGCAGGCCACAAACCGAAUCCCUUCCUGAAGGCUGUGCCUGAGGAUAAAAAUGGAGAAAAGAACAAGACUUCCUCAGAUGUAUCCGCCGACCCCCGAUCGAUUCAUCCAGCUCUCAGUGUACAGGUACAGCAGGAAAACAAAGAUGAAGCUGUCAUUUUAGAAGAGUCACCUAGAGAUAAAUUAAAUACUCCUGUACUUGAAGUUAUUGAAGUAGGACGUCAAUCAGAAGCAAAACUUCAAGAUCAAACACCAAGUGUUGAGUCUCUGGAUCUAGAUCCUGUUCAGGAGUUGAAGACAAAAGCUGGCAUUGCAAAAGAAACCAGCAGAAAAAUAUCAGAUCCUGGAAGAACACCAUUGAAAGAAGGCAAGGGUUUGGAGACCAGUUUGGAGAUGAGACCAAAACAGACAGAUGGAAACACGUCUAGAAAUUUUGAGAUACGAUCAUUUAGUAAAGCACAGGAAACCUCGAAUUGGGAAUUACGCCAGCUUGGCAGUGGUGAUGAGCCAAAUAAGCCCCAAUCAAAGGGUGAGGUUGUCAUCAUAAACUCUAACAACAGUACAGAACUGGAAGUGACGAGCAAGCAGAAUAAUCCGAUACCUGAAAGGGCGAUGAAUUCUGGAUUUGGAUUCAAAGAAGAAAUUCAGGCUCCGAUACCAAAGAAAAGAUCUAGUAAAGAAAUCAGAGUCAUGAACAUCACCAACAAGCAAACAACUCCGACAAGGAUGGCGGAGUUAAGUGUAGAUUUAAACGCAAAAAAAGAUCCAGAUAUUCUUGAGGAUCUAAAAACAAGUCCAGUUAAUAAUGUAAACAUACCAGAGCAUAUUGAUUUGGACCAGAAGAGUUUAGAUCCAGUACAGAAAGAAAAGGAAAAAGCUGUUCAGGAAAUCAUGGUUUCUGAUUUUAAACGAAGAUCUCCAACAAGGACGGAGGAAUUAAGUAUAGAUAUAAAUGUGAGCGAGGAUCCAGAUAUUCUUGAAGGUCCAGUUAAUAAUUUAAACAUGGCAAAAUGUGUUAACUGCGACCAAGAGAGUUUAGAUCCAGUUCAGAAAGGAAAGGGACGAGCUGUUGAAGAAAUCCUAGUCACUGACUUGAAACAAAGAUCUCCAACAAGGAAAGAGGAAUUAAAAGUAGAUUUAAAUCUGGACAUUACUGAGGAUUUAGACAAGGGACCAGUUCACAAGGAUGUCCAUAAAGAUAACAGAUUAGAGGACAUGAACAGAGAUGAGCUCCAAGAAUCAGUUCUGAAAAAUAAAAAUGAAGCUGCUGAGGAACUUAAAAGUGACUUUGAUGAGGAAACAAGGAAGACUGAAAGCACUAAUGAAAAAGAAUUGAAGGAGAUUGAAGAAACCAGUGGACCAGAACCAGAAGAAAGUUUUCAAGACAGGGUAGAUGAAAGUGAGAUCUCUGAAAGCAGUAUUCUUGCUAGCGUGUAUGCACGCGCCACAAGGUCCAAAUCGGGUGUGUCGGAAACACCUUUCGCACAAGACCCAGUGCAGAAAACUGUAGAUGUGAUUCCGACUAUAGUGAUUGCGCCAUCUGAAUCCGAGGAGCCAAAAGAAAUGGCAUGUGUAAAGAAUGAAACACCUGCCCCUGAAGCACUUAUUGAGGUUGCAAUACCUGGCAUAGAUACCUGGGAGGAUGAGGGCGUGGACUCUAAUGAGGACAGCAGCUCAGUGUCCAGCCAUGACUCAGAUUUGUCAGGAAAAAUGGGCCAGUUAUCUGCCAGUACACUUUCAGUCACAGAGCGCACUGCCAGUUUGCUGAGUGUGUACAGUGAUGCCGGUGACUUCGGGAACGUGGCAGUACAAGGAUCAGUGGAGUUCGCUAUAAUGUACAGUCCUCUUGGAGAGCUAGUCAUUAUGGUGGAGCAGUGUCAGGAUCUGGCCAUCGCAAACCCACGCAAACAACGCACAGACCCAUACGUGAAGACAUACCUCUAUCCAGACAAGAGGAGCAAAAGGAAAACGUCCAUCAAGAAACAUACAGUAAAUCCAGUCUAUGUGGAGUCACUGAGGUACAAAGUAAAACGUGAAGAAUUGCAUGGAAAAACUCUCAAUUUAUCUGUAUGGCACAAUGACUCCCUAGGCAGAAAUGCCUUUUUAGGUCAGGUUGAGAUUAAUCUAAAGGACUGGGACUGGAAACAUGAAGCACUCACAUGGUACAACCUCCAACCAAAGAAUGCAGAUAAUCAGGAAUCGCAGGAAUACCGUGGUGUGUUAUCCGUCUCGCUGAAAUACGUACCUCCGGAAGCUAUAGGCGGUUCUAGACUCAGCCGGCCAAUGGGAGAGAUUCACAUCUGGCUGCGUGAGGCAAGACAUCUGCGUCGCCUGAGGGCCCAAGGAGUCGAUUCUUUUGUGAAGUGCUACAUGUUACCAGACACGAGUAAGAAGAGUCGCCAGAAGACUCGCAUGGUGAAGAAGACGCAGGAUCCUGUGUACAACCAUACCAUGGUGUAUGAUGGGUUCAGAGUGGGCGAGGUGUGCGAGGCCUGCUGUGAACUCACCGUGUGGGACAGCAACAAACUCUCCAAUCAGUUUCUCGGAGGAGUGCGUCUCGGCCUUGGCACAGGCCUGAGUUAUGGAAAGAAAGUUGACUGGAUGGAUUCUGAGAAUGAGGAAGUGGAGGUCUGGAAAAAAAUGAUGGCUAAUCCAAACAGCUGGGUCGAGGCGCAACUUCCGCUCAGGUCUUCAAUGACCCCCAGGCAGUGAGACUGAUCCGAAAGUCCAGCAGCAACUGUGUACAGUUUGAUGAUUACUUCCAGAGCAUUGAGGAGCUGCUAAUUAGCUUUGUAUGUGGUCUGAUUUUCUGGAGAAUAGAAUUAUCCGAGGAGAGAUUUCAUUUCUGGUUUUGAGUUUAAAUCCAGGGGCUAACAGAGACACCAGUGGGCAAGUUCCUUAACCGUCAACUGCUCAUGUAUAAGUGGUUUCGGAUACAUUUAUGUGCAAGUUGAUUAAAUUUCCUGCUAAAUGUGGAGGUGAAAUAUAUUAACAUGACCUUGGAUUUGUAAAUACAGUAUUCACAAAGUGUUGCAACUAUUUCCAGUAGUGUUACUUCAAUACAGCUCACUGAAUCAGAUUCUAUGAUGAUUUAUUCCACAUUAAAUCCAGUUUGAGAUUUUUUAAAAAACUUUCUCACUGAACAAUGUUCUUGAAUGUAUCCUGAAUAAACUGAUUUAAGGUG